CCUGGAAGGCGGGAAUACCGCCAGGUAACGUGGACGAAGCCCAGGUCCUUGCGGACGUCAUGACGGGCGUCAGCAUAGCCCAUGGAACAACAUGCAAAGCUGCCAUAUGCAAAGGAAGCCAUUGCCAGCUCCUGAAUCCUGCGUUUGUUCACAUUUCUCCUGUCUUUCAGGGAUAGCUGCAUUGGAGGGAAAGCCACCAUAUUGUAGGAUCCGACCUUCAUUUGGAUAUCUUGGUGUCAGCUUUCCAUUGGAUUUCUGCAUCGCCGCCACCAACCAAUCAACAAUUUGCAGCAUGGCUGGAGAACUGGAGAAGAUCACGGUGAAGGGCACCGAGGCCAGCAAGGAGCCAGACUUUCCAGGAUAUGUGAUCGGCGAGAAAGGUGCACCGGGGUUGGUUGUGCUGCAGGAAUGGUGGGGAAUUGAUUAUGAGAUUAAGAAGCAGGCCAAGAUUGUGGCUAGCAAAGGCUUCCGCGUGCUGGUACCAGACCUGUACCGGGGAAAGCUUGGAACUAAUAUGGAAGAGGCCCACCACUUGAUGGACAAUUUGGACUGGUCGAACUCCGUUCAGGACAUCACUGCGUGCGCGCGGCACCUGCUCCAGGAGGGGAGCCCCAAUGUCGGAGCCGUCGGUUUCUGCAUGGGCGGCGCACUGUCCGCCGUUGCCGCCAUCCGCGUCCCCGAGAUCUCCGCGGCCGUCGUGUUUUACGGCACGCCCAACCCGCAGCUGGCGGAUGCUGCCACGUGUCAGAAGCCGGUGCAGGCGCACUUCGGCGAGGUGGACGGCAUGAAGGGCUUCUCCGCGCCCGAGGACGCCAAGGCCUUCGCGGACAAGCUCGAGAAGGCCGGGUGCACCCACGAGCUGCACAUGUACCCCGGACAGGGGCACGCGUUUAUGAACCAGUCCCCCGAGGCCGUGGAGCGGAAGAAGUCGAUGGGCCUGCCGGAACACGAUCAGAGCACCGUUGACCUCGCAUGGUCCAGGACCUUCGCGUGGUUCGACAAGUACGUCAAGGCAUGAUAGGAACUGGGUGUUGAAGUUGUUAUAUUCUGGUGUUGGAGCCCGGGUAAGGUGCGUUUUGGUUUUGAGGAUCGACGCAGAUCCAGUUGUGCACGAGCAAGUCAAGUCAGUUGACAUUCGUCAGCGGCCUGUUUAUCUCUCUUUACAGUUUGUAAGGAUAUAUAGCGACCGUCAACUGCAUCGACUAUGUCAUGCGACUAAGUUGCUUUGCGUAGCAGUUCAUGCGAUCCACCGGCUGCUCAUGGCAAGUGCAUGCCACAGUGGUAGCUAGGGGGGGGCAAUUAUGGUACCUGUGGCCAAACGUUUUCAGUUAUCGCGGAAUAUGCAAGACCUUUAAAAGAAUGAUAAAGUUUUUCCGCAAGGUGAAUGCCACAGCAUCUAGGUGAGUUCAAUUAUCAAUGAUUAUAAUGCCACA
Messenger RNA from Klebsormidium nitens, 1433 nucleotides. Lineage: Eukaryota; Viridiplantae; Streptophyta; Klebsormidiophyceae; Klebsormidiales; Klebsormidiaceae. The record is from the annotation of a GenBank genome assembly.